Podarcis lilfordi (Lilford's wall lizard) is the source of this 15498-nucleotide messenger RNA. The record is from the annotation of a GenBank genome assembly. NCBI's taxonomy places the organism in Eukaryota, Metazoa, Chordata, Lepidosauria, Squamata, Lacertidae.
GGAGGAGGAAGGGAAGAGUCAUUCCGUAGUCUGACAAGCAGGAUUGCCAUGGGCAACUAGUCUGACACUAGAGUCAGGGGUGGGUCAGUGGUCAAUGUGUUGAACUAGGAAACCCCCAUUCAGCCAUGAAGCUCAAUGGGUAAUCUUGGGCCAUGCACUGCCUUUCAGCCCAACCUUCCUCACAAGAUUGCUUUGGAAGGCGGGAGAACCAUGCAUGCCACUUUAAGAUCCUUAAAGAAAAAAGGUGGGAUUUAAACGCAAUAAAUAAAUAAAUAGCUACCCACCCACGCCUGGUUCUGCCUGCACGCCUCGUCCCUUCUGCACAUGCGGGGUGGGGGGAAGCCACAGGGCCCCAAUUCUAUGGGGAGAAACCCCCAAGCAGGAGCAGGAGGGUCUUGGGAGCGGGGCAUCCAGAAGACACCAGGAGGCUCCUUCGCCUCCCCGCGAUCCCGCUAUUUCGGACUCCGACUCCCAGCAGCCCCCGCCCGCCCAGCGGCCGCCUCCUCUUCUCUUUCUCCCUGCCUGAAACGUGAUCGCCCGGCCCGCCGACGGCGCCCUUCGCCAGCUUGGAGGGAAGAGCCUCUCUAUUAAUAGCGAACUGUUGGCAGGCUCCGGUCUCCGUCUUGGGACUCGCCGCGGGCUUGUGUGGAAGGAGCCUGGUGGCCUCCGCGGGUGCGGGGACUGCGCGCUCUUGCUGCGCCUCCGCCAUGGCCAGCCCUGCGCUGACAGGCCGGUGGCGGCGUCGGCUGCACGCCGGGGCUGCUCCGAGGCGCCUGCUCUGAACAAGACCUGCCCCGAAGUAAGCCUUCUCCCCACCCCAAGGCCAGCCCCGAGGCGGGGACGGGGCUGCGUGCGGCCCGGGGGACUCCAGCUCGGGAGGCGCAGGGCCGGGAGGGACCGAGCAGUGCCCGGCGACGAUGCGCCUCCAGCUGGCCCGAGCCCCGGCCCUUCCCUCUCUCUCGGAGCGCCCGAGCAACCUGCGGCGCUGCCCGCUCGGGCACAGGCGAGGAAAAGCGGGUCGUGCAGCUCCCGAGCCGCUGUGAGCGCCCCACCGCCCGGGCCCGGCUCCGCGGCUCCUCCUCUUUUUCCAGGCCCGGCAGCUGCUAAGAAUAUCGCGGCCGCUGCGGCCGGCGCUUGCUCGGCCUGCGGGAGCCGCGCCUGCUGCAGGCAGCGCUCGGGCGCCGAGGGAGAGGCCGCGGCUUCCCCUCCAGCAACAGGCCAGGUGAGUGGGCGCCGGUGCCUUCCCAGCUGGACAGCGCAGGCCUGGCGGCUUCGGCUUCUAGCGCCUCUGGGUUCCCUCCUCGGCUGGUGGGGCAGCGAGCUGAAAGGCCCGGCGGCCCCACCAAGUCCUGCUGUGGAGGAGCAGGGGCUGGGCAAUGCCAGGCAGGCUUCUUUGCCGGGGCAAGGCCUCCCCUGGUACAGGGGAGAUCUCGAGGGAGAUGGGGGUCCUUGGCCUGGUGGGGUGGGAGGGGGCUGCGCUGUUGCAAAAGGGAGCCCAAAGGGGGAGGUGGGGGCUCAGAGUGCCCAGAGAAUGUCCCUGCCUGGACUGAUGCCUACACCUGUCCUGUCCUGGCUCCGUUGCAGAUGUUCCCUCUGGCACCCCCGGGAUGAAGCUGAAGAAGCAGGUGACGGUGUGUGGGGCAGCCAUCUUCUGCGUGGCUGUCUUCUCCCUCUAUCUGAUGCUGGACAGGGUCCAGCAUGAUCCUGCUCGGCACCAGAAUGGGGGCAAUUUCCCUAGGGUAAGUGCGUUGCGGGCAAGACCUUCCUCCACCUGCUGCUUUGCCCUCUUUGUGCCCUUUGCAGAGACACAGGAGCCACUGCCAAGGGGUUCCAAGAGUGACUUGGUGGGUUGGGGUCCCUGACUGUCUCCACAGCAGUGGCUCAAUCUCUUGUCCGAAGCGGCAGGGUCAGAGAAGAGCGGCAGCCCCCCCGCCACACUCUAAAGAGCUCUCCCCCAGUCCUAGUCCCUUGGCUGCACUUGCACAACUGCUGGCAAGAGUGGGAAGGGGGCUGUGCCACGCUGGACGUCCCUUUUUGCUCAGCCGGGCAGUGUUUGGCAAAGGGAGGCAAGGAAGAAGGCGGGCAGGCUUGAGUGUUGGCAGGCUGCUCACAACUUCCUCCUACUUGUGCCACCUCUUCUGCUCCUCGUCCUCUCCCCCGCCCCCGCACAGAGCCAGAUUUCGGUGUUGCAGAACCGGAUUGAACAGCUGGAGCAGCUCCUGGAGGAGAACCACGAAAUCAUCAGCCACAUCAAGGACUCCGUCCUGGAGCUGACAGCCAAUGCGGAGGGCCAGCCGGUGGUGCUGCCUUUCCACAUGCCCAAUGGCUCCUGGGUCCUGCCUCCCGAGAGCCGGCCCAGCUUCUACUCCAUCUCCGCUCAGGAUUGUCAGUUUGCACUGAAGAGCAACAGCCAGAAGGAAGACCUGCAGGUCAGUUGGGUGGGGUGGGGGUUGGGGGACAGGACUGUAUAAAUGGUUCUGCCUGGAAAAGUUGGAGGGGGAAAGAGGAGUGAAGAGCAUGAGAAGCACCUAGUUGCUGCUGGAUCAGCCCAAAGGGGGCCCCAUCCAGCCAAGCACCCUGUUCUCGCAGUGUCCUCCAGAUGCCUCAGAUACCUCUGGGGCUGAAGCUGAGCACAAGAGCACUCUCUCCCCUCCUGCCAUUUCCAGCAACUGGUGUUAUUUGGUGGAGGGAGAGGGAGAACACAGCACUUGUGAUUGGAAGCAGGACCCCAGUGCCUUUGGUGUUCACAUGACAGCACAGUGGUUCCCAAAAUUAUGCUACCCUAAACUCCUUCCCAGUGACAUCUCUAUGAAAAGGAGUAUUCAGAACCGUAGUUUUCACAACACAUUAAGGAAGAUAAUCAAUGCUUUUUCUGGGGGGAACGCAGGGGUAUGCAUACCCCUAAACAUUUUGUGAAUCUAAGUUUGGCCUCAUUGAGGGGCAGUAUUUCAAUAUGAGUAGGAAAAUAAGUGUACCCCUAAAUAUUAUUUUUUUAGAAAAAAAGCGCUGAAGAUAAUAAUACAGAUAAAUUCAGGACAGUAACAAUUAAUUGCAUGUUUAUUCAAAAUCCAAUUAAAACUAUUAAUUCAACAAAAUGGAUGAACUUGAUCCAUUGAGCUUUUCAAAGUAUGAUAGUCAUUUACACCUCCAGUGACCCAUCUUGUCCUGCAUCUGUUUCUCACGGUAGCUACCUAGAUGCCCUGGCGGGAAGCCCACAAACAAGACCCAGGGCCUCCUAAGGCAAGGGGAGUAGCUGGUGCCCUGAGCUGCGAGGCUGCUAAGGGCAGAUUGGCUUGGGGUGGCUGGAAAGGAGACUCUUCCAUUGCUAUGCCUUGGUUUGACUCUCUUGUCCUUUCCCAGAUGUUGGCUGUGUCUGCGUUGCUCCCCUAUGACAACCAGGAUGGUGGGGUGUGGAAGCAAGGCUUCGAUAUCACUUAUGAGCCACACGAAUGGGACGCCGAACCACUGCAAGUUUUUGUGGUGCCACAUUCCCACAAUGACCCAGGUAAGCAAGCUGGGCCGUGACAGACAUCAUUCCCCCAUUGCUUGGUGAGAGGCUCAUUUGUAGCCAGGAGCAUCUGCAGGGAAGGCAGGGGGUUCAGUUGCAACCUCCUCACCCCAGUGAGCCACAAUCCCCAGAGUCUCUAGCACUUGUAGAACCCAAGAUAGGAAGCAAAAUGUGUGUAUAGGUGGAGGUACGUUGCCCUUCUUCCAAUCUGGUGGCCGUUGGCUGUGCCAUCAAGGGGUUGAUGGGAGUUGUAGUCCAGAGUCCCUGAAGGGCAAUUUGUUGAGGAAGGCUGCUCAAAACAGGCCUGCAGUGAUGUUCCCUUUUCUGCUUCCCCAAGGCUGGAUCAAGACAUUUGACAAGUAUUACUUCGACCAGACGCAGCACAUCCUCAACAGCAUGGUGGUGAAGCUGCAGGAGGAUCCUCGACGACGCUUCAUCUGGUCCGAAAUCUCCUUCUUCUCUAAAUGGUGGGACAACAUCAGCGCCCAGAAACAGGCUGCUGUCCGCAGGUAACAAGAGGGGAGGAAGGGGUUAACUCUCAUCAUUUCCCCUGCUCUUAGGAUGGUUGGUAGGAAGAUGUUUAGGACAAUAUUUCUUUCAUUUUUUAAAAAAGGCAUUUAUAUUCCACCUUUCCUCCAAAGAGCUCAAGGUGUGGCGUACACAGUUCUUGUAUUCUUAUCUUGUAUUUUUAUGUUGUGAACCACCCUGACAUCCACGGACAAAGGGGGCUAUAAAAAUUUAAUAAAUAAUAAUAAUAACAACAUAAAUGUUUAUGGAAAGAACAUACUUCAUGCAAAUGAGAAGUCCUGCUGAAGUAAGUUUUUUUAAAAAAAAGAAGAUAAUUUUUAUUAAAGAUUUUCCCCAUUUACAAAAGUACGUGCAUUGUCUCUUUUUUCACGUUGUAAAGUCUUUUCUACAGAUCAGUUACAUUUGAUAUGAGAUAUUAGUGUUGUAUUCUGAAGUAGGCUUUGUAUUCAUGUGGCAGACUUCAUUGAUUGCCUCCUCUGUGGGAAGGUCCACUCUUGGGCUGCUGCUGCUGCUGCUGGUGGUGGUAGUUGCCUCUAACCUUGACCUCUCCUUCACAGGCUUGUGGGCAAUGGGCAGCUAGAAAUGGCAACUGGCGGGUGGGUGAUGCCAGAUGAAGCCAAUUCCCACUACUUUGCCAUGAUCGACCAGCUCAUUGAGGGUCACCAGUGGCUGGAGAAGAACAUUGGUGAGUGCUGUGCGCAGACUGGGCCAAGUUUGGGGAGCGGGUGGUGGGGUGGCACCAGCCACAUUUGUGCUGACAGCCAGAGCUUGAGCCAGGCAGAAGCGCUGAGAGUGGUGGGAGGUAUAGAAUGGAGAGAAGCACCAUGGAGGUCUGCAGACUGGAUGGGGAUAGUGAACCCCUCUGCUGUGUGUAGUUCUGCAGAGCUUCUGUUGCUUUGCCAGACCCAAAGGAUAGAAGAUACAAGGCAUGCCACAUUAUAACUUGGGUCUGCAUAGGAGCAUUCAAGCCUCCUGUUUCACAUGGCUCUUCAGAAUCUCGAGUGUGUUUGAAGUGGGGCAGGUUACAACGACUGAAACACAGGCCCUUGCCUUUUCUGCUGCUGACGCCUGUCUUUUCUCCUUGCUCUUCAGGGGUGACGCCGCGCUCUGGCUGGGCAGUGGACCCCUUUGGCCACAGCUCCACCAUGCCUUACCUGCUGCGUCGUGCCAAUCUGACCAGCAUGCUCAUCCAGCGGGUCCACUACGCCAUCAAGAAACAUUUUGCAGCAACCCAGAAUCUGGAGUUCAUGUGGCGGCAGAGUUGGGGUGAGGGGUGUGUGAGUGGAGGCCCCUGGAUUGUUUAUGCCCCAACUUGCCUUUUAGGCUCUGCAGAGUCUUGCCUGCAAACCCCUCACAGCCUGGCAGCUGGAGCAGCUGGCUGCCAGUGUCCUCCACCCCCUUUAGAGGCCAAUGCGUCCUUUGUCCCUCGUCCCCCACAGUUGGGGCUUCCUCCCACUGCAGUCAGCACUGGCCACCGGGAGUCAUUUGCUCCACACACACCUUCUGUGGGGCUCUGGACUCCUCCCUUGCCUGGUGUGUGCUGUUGUGGGUUGCUGGUGUGUCUGCAUUGCGGGUGGCAGGCGAAAGUUCUUCCUGACAGUUCCUGAGUCUCCGUUUGCCCGGGGCCUUUCCUGAGCAGCACAGAGUGACCCUGGCAUUGACCCCCUCAGAUCCUGACUCCAGCACCGAUAUCCUGUGCCACAUGAUGCCCUUCUACAGUUACGACGUGCCCCACACCUGCGGUCCCGACCCCAAGAUCUGCUGCCAGUUUGACUUCAAACGUUUGCCAGGGGGCCGCAUCAACUGCCCCUGGAAAGUGCCCCCCAAGGCCAUCACCAGUGCCAAUGUGGCUGAGCGGUGAGUGGCUUCUCAUGAUCACCCUUGGCUCCUUGGGGUGGUGGGCCUGCCCCCUUCCUUCCAAGCCCGCUCACACGCUUGCUUCUUCCAUCGACCACCUGCCCUCUGCUCUCCUAGCUGGGUUCUGUGCCUCCAGGAAUGAUGCAGCCCCCACAGAGCCCAGAGUGCUUGGGGACCGUUUGACCAACUGCCUCCUCCUCCUCCUGAUUCCAGCAUCUCCUAAGAAGAACCUGGCUGCUGGGACAGGCCCAUCUAGUCCUUCAUCUUGUUCCCACAGUGGCCAACCAGGUGCUCUAUGAAAGCCUCCAAGCAGGGCCAGAGCGCAACAGCAUUCUCCCCACUUGUGCUUUCUAGCAGCUAGUAUUUAGAGGCAGAACAUAGUCAUUGUGACCAGCACCCAUUGAUAGACCCUUCUCCCCUGUUGAGUUUCUCCGACCCUCUUUUAGAGCCAUCCAAGUUGGUGGCCACAUGUGGCAGCAUGAAGAUCAGACCAUGUCAGCCAGGCUUACAGGCAUGUCCUGGUCCUGGUUGUUGACCACCCGUCCUCUCUGCAGGGCACAGCUCCUGCUUGACCAGUACCGCAAGAAGUCCAAGCUGUACCGCAGCAAAGUGCUCCUGGUGCCGCUGGGGGACGACUUCCGCUACGACAAGCCCCAGGAGUGGGAUGCCCAGUUCCUCAACUAUCAGCGCCUCUUUGACUUCCUCAACGCCCACCCGGAUCUCCAUGUGCAGGUACAGCCACCUUGGCUCGAGUGGGGUGCUUCCUGGGAAAGGGUGGGGUGGUUUGCCCCCUUGGGAGAAAGAGGGGGCUGCUGCUGAGUGCCCCACUCCAGAUCCUUGGGGCGGAGUCUUCUUCUGGGGCUCUGGGGGGCAGUUUCUUCUCCUGUCAUGCAUGGGGCCUCCCCACCAUCCCAAGGUACUGGGUGUCUCCCCCCCCCCCAAGGUUUCUGAUGCAGUUUCAGCUUAUGCCUCCCCCACAGGCACAGUUUGGGACCCUCUCGGAUUACUUUGACGCCUUGUACAAGCAAGUGGGCAUCGUCCCUGGAAUGCGCCCACCCGGCUUCCCUGUGGUCAGCGGGGACUUCUUCUCCUACGCGGACCGAGAGGACCACUACUGGACCGGCUACUACACUUCCCGGCCCUUCUACAAGAGCAUGGGCAGGGUGCUGGAGGCACAUCUCCGGUGAGGGGUCUGGGGGGGUGGUGGAGGGAGGGAGGAGCCUCCCUGCCUGGCAUCUUCUCCUGGGAGAACAAAGUUUACUCACAGCCUCUUUCUCCCCCCGCCCCAUCUUUGCCCCCAGCGGUGCCGAGAUCUUGUACAGCCUGGCUCUCAGCCAUGCCCGCCAUGCCGGCAUGGACAGCAAGUACCCGCUCUCAGACUACGCCAUGCUGACGGAUGCACGGCGCAACCUGGGCCUCUUCCAGCACCAUGAUGCCAUCACUGGCACUGCCAAGGAGGCAGUGGUAGUGGACUAUGGGGUCAGGUGUGUGUAAGGCCUGGCCUGCGUUGGUAAGGCCUGGCAUGGGUUCCCUGCAACCAAGGUGUGGCAGUGGGGCUCUGUGCCCCAUGGCCUCAUGGUCAUCUUUCUCUCCCCCCAUCCUCUUCUAGGCUGCUCCACUCAUUAAUGAACCUCAAGCGGGUCAUCAUCAACGCUGCCCAUUACCUGGUCUUGGCAGAUAAGGAGGCCUACCAUUACGACCUGGCGGUGCCCUUCCUUGGCGCAGUGAGUCACAGCUCACCCCCUGCUCCUCUGUGCCCCGAGGGAGCGAUCUAGAAGAUAUGGGGUGGGGAGGCCUGGCUCUGCUGCCCCCAGGGAGAGGGGACCAUGGCAAGGGGGCUGCAGCUCAUGAGCUGGCCCCAGCCAGGUCCUACCCUGUGCUUCUAGCCUGACCCAUUCUCUCUUCCAGGAUGAGGCCCGUCUCAAUCAAGACUCCCUGCCAGAGAAAACCAUCAUCAAGCUUGAUGCAACACCCAGGUGGGUGAGUGGGGCGGGGGCGGGGGGCUGCCCUUGAGAAAAGAGGUGGGGAGCAGGCAGGAGACACAGCAGGGAAGCGGGUCUUCUGGGCCCUGGGCUGGGACAUCAUGGGGUUAUGGACUUGAGCCUGGGAGGGACGGACCAAACUGGCCAGUCUUGCAACCUCCCUGUUCUCUGUUGCAGGUUCGUGGUAGUGUUUAACCCCCUGGAGCAGGAGCGGCUGAGCAUUGUGUCCCUGCUGGUGAACACGCCUCGUAUCCGGGUCCUCAACGAGGAGGGGCAGCCCCUAGCGGUGCAGCUCAGUGCCCAGUGGACCUCUGCCACAGACAUGGCACCCGAUGUCUACCAGGUAGAGCCUGGAGGGAAGGCAGGCGGAAGUGGGGACAACAGUGUUCAGCCACCUGGGGCUUGGGAGCAACAUAGCUUGAUAAUCUUCUAGAUGCCACCAGACUCUUCGUUGUCGGAGGUGGAAAUUGGCUGGAGAAGGUGCCCAGGUGCCCUUCCAUGCUGACGGGCUCCCAUCUUCCCAUUGGGCUGCUCCUGUGAGUUUACCAUUGGGGCGCACUAAGGCUUACCAGCAUGCCUCUUCUCCAAGGAUUUGUACAGAGAAUUCUGCUGCUCACCUGGUGGCUGCUGGGCCCCUUGUAGUGCAUUGAAUGUGUGUGCUUGGGGGGAGCAAUGGGAACUGCUGCUGCCCUUGCCUGUGCUUCGUUUGACAGGUGUCCAUCAACAUGCGCCUGCCGGCCCUGGGCCUCAGCAUCCUGCAGCUGAGCAAGUCCUUUGACAGCCACAACACGCUGAAGUCCUCGGUGCGCCUCUUCCUGCACGGGCGCGACCUCCCCGUGCACAAGCACGAGGCCUUCCCGGUGCGGGUCAUUCCUACAGCCACGGAGGACUUUUGCCUGGAGAACCAGCACAUGCGAGCCUGCUUCUCUGGGGGCAGCGGUUCCCUCAAGGUGAGGGCGGGCCCACCAGGUGGGCAGGUGCGGCUUAGCUUGACGGCCAAGGGGAAGGCCCCUUGUGGAUCCCUGUGCUCACCAGGACUCCACUUGUUCCCUGGCAGAGUGUGCACCAGGCAGGCGACGCCCAGGAGCAGAAGCUGAGCAGACAGUUCCUCAUCUAUGGGACCCGGAGCACCAAAGACAAAAGCGGUGCCUACCUGUUCCUGCCUGACGGAGAAGCCAAGGUCUGGGCAGGGCUAGCCCCCGUGGGAGCUGGGGUUGGUAGGACAUCUCCCGGGUAGGUGGGCUGGUUGGGGGGAAAUGAUUCCCAGCUUAGACCAGGUGUUGGUGUCUCACUUUCUGUGGCUGGCAUUAUUAUCGUCCUGGUUGGCACAGGAGACAGCCCACUUCCUCUCUUUUGGACUAUAAACGCAGUUCAAGACAAAAUAGCCAGGCCACACAUUUUGAACCACAGUUCCCAUCAGCCCCAGCCAGCACUUCCAUAUGGUACCCUGUGGCUAAUGAGAGAUGUAGUUCAGAACAUCUGGAGGGCACCAGGUUAGGGCAGGCUGGACUCCUGUCUUUAAGGGAGGUGGAGUCCUCCAUGCCAGUAAUUCUGCCCCUGAAAAUCUCCCAAGUAGACCAAUGUUCCUCACUGUCUGCUUCAUUCUUGGGCUUCCAGGCAACCUGUGUCAUGUUUGGUAAAAGAGCAUCUUUAGUAAGAAAAGGGAGGUAAGAAAAGGCAGGUUAGAAAUGGUGGGAAAUGAAAUCCAGACCCUCUCCCUGGUAAGAACACCUGCCUGUUCUGGUUAGUUAGUUAGUUAGUUAUUUAGAAUGUUAAAGGGACCCCUGACCAUUAAGUCCAGGCGAACGACUCUGGGGUUGUGGCGCUCAUCUCGCUUUACUGACCGAGGGAGCCAGCGUUUGUCUGCAGUUUUUCCAGGUCAUGUGGCCAGCAUGACUAAGCCGCUUCUGGCGAACCAGAGCAGCGCACGGAAACACUGUUUACCUUCCCGCCGGAGCGGUACCUAUUUAUCUACUUGCACUUGAUGUGCUUUUGAACUGCUAGGUUGGCAGGAGCAGGGACUGAGCAAUGGGAGCUCACCCCGUUGCAGGGAUUCGAACCGCCAACCUUCUGAUAGGCAAGCCCUAGGCUCUAUGGUUUAGACCACAGUGCCACCAUGCUGCUAUUUCAUUAAAAAAAUCAAAAUCAAAGUGGCUUUCAACAAAAAUACAUAAUACCAUACAGUGAAAGCAGAGCAAAAGUUAAAAACAGACAAUCAGAUAAUCAUUGUGGGAGGAAUUGCUCUGAAUUGCUUACAUAGGCCUGGCAGAAUUAAAAAAAAUAAUAAUCAGCAGGUGUUUAAACAGUUUGCUUGGGAGGCAUCUGCUGAAUCUCUAGUGGCAGAGAGUUCCUUGAUGUUCCUCUCCCUUGCAGCCCUAUGUCCCCAAGGACCCCCCUGUGGUGCGGGUGACGGAGGGACCCUUUUUCUCAGAGGUGGCCGUUUACUACCAGCACAUCCAGGAGGUGGUCCGGCUGUACAACGUGGCAGGUAUGGGGCUUUGGGGACUGGGAGAGAGCAGCAGUGGAGAGCUUGUCCCAUCCCUGCCUUAGGGGCGAUGCAUCCUGUUUUGCCGCCUGAAGCGACAAGGGAAGGUGCCACCCCAUCCCACUGUGCUGCCCCCGCCAAAGCCUCCCUUACCAGGGUGGCAGCCAUAAAGUAGCAACAACAAUGGCAGAAGCCACUGCCAGCGCCACUUCUCCGCCAACGACAGUGGUGGUGGGGCAGCUGCGGAUCCCAUGGGGGCACCUCCUCUUGGACUUCGGUCACCCAAGGCGGCUGCCUCCACCUGCCUCAUGGGCAGGCAGGCAAGCCCUGCUUCCCAUCAUUGCUUGAUUUGAGCUCCUCCCUGCAGGGGUCGACGGCCUGUCCCUAGAGAUCUCCUGCCUGGUGGACAUCCGAGACCACAUCAACAAGGAGCUGGCCCUGCGAUUUAGCACAGAUAUUGAGAGCAAAGGCACUUUCUUCACUGACCUGAACGGCUUUCAGGUAAUGGGCAGGGAGGGAGGCUGAAAACACACACACACCCUGCCGCCCUUGCGAAGAGGCUGGAGAGGGACUGCCUGCCCCCUUGGCUUCUCAGCACUCUCCUCUCCUGGCAGAUCCAGCCCCGCCAGUACCUGAAGAAGCUGCCUCUCCAGGCCAACUUCUACCCCAUGCCGGUCAUGGCCUACAUCCAAGAUGCGCGGAGCCGUCUGACGCUGCACACGGCCCAAGCCUUGGGCGUCUCCAGCCUCAGCAGUGGUUAGUGGAUUGGGACAGUGGGCAAAGCUGUCUCUCCUGGGGUGGCUGCAGACAGGAAGCACCAGGCCUGGGACUUCUCCUUCUCCCAAGACACUAGGAUGCAGACAUCCUGUGAAGCUGAAAGCUGGAUGAUGCAGAACAGAGGAAAGAAAGUCCUUCUUCCUGCAAGGCAGAUUCAACUGUGAAACUCGCUCCCACAGGAGGCAGGGAUGGCCACCAACCUAGAUGGCUUUAAAAGAUGGUUGGAGAAAUUCAUGGAAGAGAGGGCUAUUGAUGGCUACUAGUAGACAGGUUGGCUGUGCUCUGCCUCCACAAUUGGAGGCAGCAAUGCUUCCGAAUCGCAGUUGCUGGAGACUACAGGAGGGGAGAAAGUCCCCUUGUGCUCGGAUCAUGCUUGCAGGCUUCCCACAGAGGCAUCUGACUGGCCACUGUGAGAACAGCAUGCUGGACUAGAUGGGCUGCGGGCCUGAUUGAGCAGACUCUUAAGUUCUUCUGAUGUCUAGGCAUAGUAGGGUCUUCUGGGACUGAGCCAGAAGCCUGAGUGGGGAGGAGGAGCAGUUUGUGGGAUGGGAGGUCAGCCGCAGGGGGUCUGUGUUGGGGCUUCAGCAGCUGCUGCUGUGCUGGCAGGAUCCCCCUGUGUGUCAGAAGUGGGCCACCUGUCUAGGUUGGAGCUCCUCUUACUUCCCCCCUUUUCCUUCCUCUCUCUUCCCCGGCUCAACUUCCAGGCCAGCUGGAGGUGAUUCUGGACCGGCGCCUCAUGCAGGAUGACAACCGUGGCCUCGGGCAAGGCCUGAAGGACAACAAGCGGACCUGCAACCGCUUCCGCCUCCUCCUGGAGCGACACAGCGCGGCAAGCAAGGUACAAGGACUGGGUGCUCAGCACCCCUUGCAUCUGGCCACUCUGCCCAGGCACCUGAAUCUCCCUUGCUAGUUGGCUGGGGUUUUUCAGAGUGCCAACAAACGUGUGCAGAGUUUGAUGCAGGCUUCUCUGAUAUGUUCAGAAGGACACGAAAUCUGAGGCUCCUUUGGGGCCCAGGCCAGCCCUACAGCUCAAGAGUGGGACUGGGCUGCUUCUGCUUGCCAAUCUCCUGGGCACCAGCACCUCUUGCAAGCACCCCUAAGGAAAGAUUUUCCUUUGUGUUUGGGAAGCCACAGCAGUUCCCACACAGAUGAUCCCAUAGCUGGGAGUUCAUCUUGCAUGAUAAAAGUCUUAUGUUCUACCACCCGUCCCAGGCUGAUGGAACCUUGAGCUAGCUCAAAAGCCCCACAUUUGCCCUAUUGCACAAAUUAUUCCUCUGUGCCAGGAUGUUCAGCAUAUUGCCUUUUCCCUCGCUCUUCCUUGGAACUCCUGCCUGCAACACACUGCAGAGCACCCAUUUGUUCAUUCCAGCAGCGCUUUAGUCAGAUCAAACAGGUUAGACACAAAACGCUUCCAAUCUUUGUCUGCUGUGUUUGGGAAGAGAAAGGAGAAAGUCUCUUCAUCCUGGGGACAGGAUUCCUUUGUUGUGUUUCAGCCAAAAGGCUCCCAAGAAUAAACAGAUGCAUGCAAGUACAAAAUAAUGCUGGAUGAUACAGAUUCAAAACAUUCCAACAGUGUUUACAAUAGUGAUUUUGGCUCUCAGAGGGUAAACUGCAGGGUCUCCUUCAGAACAAUUGCAGUAGAGACGUAAAGGUGGUUCUAUCCAUCAGCCGCUGGUGAAAAGGUAGAAGACUGAGUGUGGAGAGAGUGGUGUAGUCAGUCUCUCCUAGGGAGAAGCAUGAAUGCCCCCAGAGAUCAGCCAUGGGUUGUGUGAAAUGGAGCAGCCGAAGAAGGUUGCUGAGCAGUGAGGGGAAGAAACACCAUUCAGAGUCAGCAGAAGGAAGUCCCUGGCAGGCUAGCUUCAAAACAAGGGAAGUGGGAAGCACACUGUUUCCUUGAGUAGCAUGUAAAAGAGAGGGGUUUUGGGGGGGGAACCUGCCCCCCACAUGUGCCAGGAGCUCCUCCAUCCCAGGUGAGACGGCCUGUUCCUGGCCUCCUUGCUCUGCAAGGGCUGUGCACCUUCGGAUCAUGUUGUAACAUGGCUGUUCUCACCGCCCCUCUCCCUGCCCCCAUUUCCACCCAGAGCUCCAGCUUCUUUUCCAAACUGGCCUCCAUGCUUAGAGACUUGGUCUUUCCCAUCCACAAGGCCAACAGCCAAGAGGUAAAACCCGGCCCUGUCUGGUGUGCUAGCUGGUGGUAACGUAGCUGCUGGGCCCACCUCUGUGCCAGUGUGUGCGUGGUAGCCUGGCUUCUAGCUCAGUGGCCAUCAUAGCUUAGAAGGCGGGAGGGCGGGCUUCCUGUGGGUGACCUCCUGGCCCCCAGAGCAUCUUUGGCCCCUGGGGGUGGGACACACACCUGCCUGUCAUUGCUGGGCUUUCCUUCCUUCCCAGGCGGAAGCUGGCCAGGCAACGAGUUUCCCAUCUCUGCUCAGCCACCUGACCUCCAUGCAGCUGAAUGCUGAGGUGCUGGUGAUGCCUGUUGCCCAGGAGAAGCCACCGCCCCCCACCCUGAGGCCCUUCCUGCCCCUCUCGGGCCCCCUGCCUUGUGACUUCCAUCUUCUCAACCUGCGCACCCUGCAAGGAGAGGUGAGUUGCCCCCUGGGUGGGAGGGCGCUGAUGGGGAUCAAUCACAGCUUUCUAGAAGCGUAAUAAUAAUAAUAAUAAUAAUAAUAAUAAUAAUAAAUAUACCACUCCCAUCUGGCUGGGUUGUCCCAGCCACUCUGGGUGGCUUCCUUAACAUAAUAAAACAUCAAACAUUAAAAACCUCCCAAUGCAGGGCUGCCUUCUUAAAGUUUUCAGUGUCUUCUAAAAGUUGUAUAGAUAUUUAUCUUCCUGACAUCUGAUGGGAGGGCGUUCCACAGGGCAGGUGCCACUAUCAAAAAGACCCAGGUAUACUGGGCUGAGGCCAUUUAGGGCAUUAAAGGUCAGCACCAACACUUUGAAUCGUGCUCAGAAAUGUACCAGGAGCCAGUUGGAAGGGACAAAAAAGAGUCAUUUGCCCAGUGUGGGAAUCACAGCUCACCCUGACCCAGCCUCUGCCUGUUUCUCCCCUGCACUGGGCCCUGCUUUCUCUCCCCACCCCUUCUAUGACCAACACCCAUGCCUUUCUCUCCAGGACGAUUCACUGCCCUCCACUGAGACGGCUCUGAUCCUGCACCGAAAGGGCUUUGACUGUGGCCUGGAGGCCAGGAACUUGGGAUUCAACUGCACCACCACCCAUGGCACAGUAAGUGGAGAGAUGCCAUGAUGCCUCUGAGGGAGAGAGGGGCAGGAAUGGGCAACCCAUGGGAGAGCAAGAGCUCUGGUGCUGUGGGGAGGGUGGAAGGAUGGGUUCCUUGGGCUACUGCAAGAGGCAGCCAACGGUGCUGGGUUUUGCUGUCUUGGAGCUUUGCUUUCUUGACUGAAUGGUAGGCUGCUUCCCUCUGGCAUGCAUGGACUGGAGUCUGCUUUUGCGCUGACCCCCCUCUCUUAACCUCUUGUGUCCUCACUAGCUAUCCCUGGGCGGCCUCUUCCAGGGCCUUGAACUGGCCUCCCUGCAGCCCUCCUCCUUGACGCUUAUGUACCCGCUGGCCACGACCUCCCCCAACAGCACCUCUGUCCACCUGGACCCCAUGGAGAUUGCCACUUUCCGCCUCCGUCUCGGAUAAGACGUCUCGCUGGCCCAGACUGGAUUUCAUUGGCAAGUCAGGCAUUGGACUGGACGUUAGCACUUCCCCCACUGGUAUCCAGGGCAGACAGGAUGUGGCCCAGCACCAGGAGGCUGCCAGGAUCCAGAGACUCAUUAUUUAUUUUUCUGCUCCUAAAAGACAGUAUGGCACCAAAGGCCCGGCCAGACCAGGCUGGCCUGGCAUGGUGACGCCUCCUGAGCAAAGACUCCACAACACCCCUUGCAGUUGGGUGCCAGAUGCUGGAGGUGACUGGCUGUGCUGUCAGGAUGGGAUGCUGUGGCAACAGGUGCAGCAGCAAAGAUCUUGGCUCAGUCCCGCCCUCUCAGCUUUCAGGAAAGGAGAUCUCUACGUUCUCACCCUGGAGGCUCCGUUUCACAGCUCCUUCAAGAGGGAGGCAGACUUGAUGUAGCAAACACUGGAAGGAUGUUACAACUUGUGAGCUUCCUGGAGUUCAGAACAAGUUUUUAGGAAACAAAAACAAAAUAAAAUGUUUUUUAAAGUGUUUGGCUCUCGAGUUGUUGUGCUUUGGGCCUGGCUUCUCGUGGUCCAUAUCUCAGGAAGGGAACGUGGGGGCGGGGGUAGUUCUGUGUGGGUGUGCACAAUCCUCUAGAUCUGCAAAGCCAGAGCCGAAAGGUCAUGGAGGACGUGUGACCAGAGGGAGCCACUUGACCCCUCUCAAAUCCUUGAGACUUGCCC